AAGUACAUGUUGUCAACUUCACUCAUCCUCUGAGUCACACAGACUCGAGCUGAGCUUCUCAUUGUCACGAUGGAUUGAAUCAUCUGUUCCAUAAUCUCCUGUAUCCAGCUGUCUUUCUGUUGCUUGCCAGUCCAUCGGGUGUUGACUAGAACAAACUCACCCUGAUACAAAUUGCGAUGAUGCAACUCGAGGCGCUAGACGAUAUGGUUCUCAACUGAGUCGUCUCAUAGCAUACGCUCAUGUCUGCAAACGUUACUUCUACGUCUCCUUCCGACUGGAAAUACGUCUCCGAAGGGGGAUCUUCCAUUGUGUUCUCGUAUGUAGGAGCACCAAGUCCAGAUUUCGAUGGAACCGCGCUCAGACUCCGUAAGGUUGCUCACUAUCCAAUCUCUCCAGAGACAAUUGUAUCAGAGGACAUCGAAGAGCAAGAGGAUCCAACCAUCCUAUUCCAAUGUCAGGUAAUUCAACGACUGAUACCUUCUGAGUAUCUUCCUCGACUGGAAUCGGUGGAUGUGGAAGGUCCUUGGUUGGAGGAACUCGCUCGAUUAGCUGAGGAGCACAGGCCGUUAGAGCGUAGAGCCAAGGAUAAGAUCGAUGUGAGGAGACGGAAGGCUGUUCUUGCAAAUGACCUGGUCGGAGGGUCGGGUUGGGCUGUAGAGAUCAAGCCUAAGUGGGGGUUCCUCCCUAAUCCAACCCACCUUUCUCCAUCAACCAAAGUUACUAAGUCGCAGACAUGCCGAUUCUGCAUGCAUAGUCAUUUGAAAACUACAGAGGGCGAGGAUGCAUCGCUUGGUUAUUGUCCGUUGGACCUAUACUCUGGCGAGGAGAAAAGGGUACGAAAGGCUCUGGAUGUCUUGUGGGAUGCUUGGGUUGGUAGUUCAGGCGGCGUCAACAAUUUCAAAAUAUUCGUGGAGGGCCAUAUGCUGCGACCAACGACGUUUCCUUCUUCACUUGGCCCUAUUGCUCACCAAGUUUUCUCUGCUAACGCUGCUGAACCUUCACUGGACACGCUUCGCGAUCAAGUAAUUUCUCCACUGUUACCACUUCUCCUCGAGACCCCUGUUCUGCGCAUCCUUUCCACCCAUCAACGUAAUCUCGACGCGCUCGAUAUCGAAGGACUCUCUUCAUUGUGGAGCGAGACUCACAAACCUGCUGGCUCAUUGGAGGCGGCUCCAGUUCCACCUCUAGGCAAAGGCCUCUCACAACCAACGAUUGAAGAAUUAGAGAAUUUCGUUGAUGUCUAUCUGGAGAAGCACGCCAGUAUGGACCAUAACCAUCCUGACACCGCGGACCUCCGUUAUUACUGUAUCGCGUACCUCCUUUCUGCAACCUUCAAAGACUGCUCGAUUAUUCUCCGCUUACAUCCUGCCGUGGGCAAUACUCCGGCAAGAAGUUCGAUCACUGUGAUCGACUUGGAUGUCAAGAGCAUUGAUAGGCUGCCUACGUGGGAGAAAUUGGAUCAGAAGGUUGUGAAAGCGUAUGCUGGAGUCUCGCAGCCUACUCGUUGUUACGAUAGGUGGGCCCCGGCUAGGCUAUGAAGGAGCUUGACACUUAUGGCUGCUCGUUCUUGCCGAUCGCAAAUUAUGUGACUGUCGCCUCCGCCGCACGCAAUAUACAAACAUGUACAUAUAUUAUUGUAGUUCAUAGCGGUGGGGUAGGAAGGAUGCCUAUUGAUCAUACAACUGGAGAGAGAGACAUAUAUAUUGACAUACGAGAUACUAAGGAUAUCAUAGCAGCAUAGAAGAAGGCAUAUAAGGACGUGACGUAACAUAAUCCGAUCAGUCAUGAGUGGCUAUCUGCAUCUUGGAGACCUCUGUAUUCAUCCUCCUUCAGCUUAGGUUUUCCAGUUUUGCGAACCAUAAUUGCACCUACUUCACUAU
Somion occarium is the source of this 1880-nucleotide messenger RNA. NCBI's taxonomy places the organism in Eukaryota, Fungi, Basidiomycota, Agaricomycetes, Polyporales, Cerrenaceae. The record is from the annotation of a GenBank genome assembly.